AUGGCUUCCGACAACGCUACGCCAGGACAAGUCCAUAUCGAAUUCGCAGACGGAGGAAGAAUGGUGCUGCCCGAGUCAUUCAGGCCGGGCGACCCAUCCUUCUGGGCCUCGGUGAUCGCAGAUACCGUCAGAGCUGGCAAAUCCAGCGCUUCUAUGCUAGCCAGUCGUAUGGAUCUACCCUCUCUCAACAGCCCCUUGGCGUCAACGACGCUCGCUGCAACAGCAGCUCCACCUUUCUUGGCGUCAAGUCCACACGAUGAUCCGGGCGAUGCCAUGGCGAGCACCGCCGCCGUACCUUUCACUGCAGCAAGCCCCAACGAAGAUCUGCAUGAUGCCGUGGCCGAAACUGUUGCCAUGAAGCGAGAGAUUCCUGAUCCUGAUCCCGACUACACCUCUGAGGAAGAGGACCAUGACAGCGAAGACGAAGUUGAAGUUGUGAGUACCUCACGCAUCAAGCUCGUUGGCCGUCCUGUUCUCACCGUAAAGCUACGACGUCCUCAAUCUACCACAACGGAUAACGCUUCUACGGCCGAACAACAGCUCUUCACCCAUACAUCAACGCGAGAGUUGAUCGUCGACAGGCACGGCGUAGAAUGCACGUCGUGCCAGGAGCUCGAUCUGGAAUGCAUCGAUGUCCCUUCGCCGAGGGGAUAUAGGUGCGUCGGCUGUCAGCAGUUGAAAAGGUCAUGCGACUGGGGAGAGGCUUGGUUGCGCAACAACCGUAUCCAUAAAUAUAUGAAUUGCCUCAAGGAUGGCUACAGCUUGGAAGACGCGGAUCAGGAGGUUUAUGAAUACCUUGGCAUCCUCGGCGGCCCGCUUGACAAGGUCAAGACGUACAGCUGGAUGGCCCCUUCGGCAGUACCUUCUGGCAGCGGCAGACAAGCACUCUAG
This is a messenger RNA of Pseudozyma hubeiensis SY62, 891 nucleotides long. Its product is annotated as zinc finger transcription factor. NCBI's taxonomy places the organism in Eukaryota, Fungi, Basidiomycota, Ustilaginomycetes, Ustilaginales, Ustilaginaceae. The record is from RefSeq and is a predicted model, not a curated record. The transcript has a single exon. The coding region runs from base 1 to 891 and encodes 296 amino acids.